CGAGGUGUGUGCAGUCCUCGUUUUUCUGACAGAGAAGUAUCGAUCCCUUCUGUUAUUUAAUUCGAAGUUUAGUCUGAGUCUAGACUAGAUCCAGUCCAGUGAGAUCGGCUCUUUUGUCAUACUCUAGUCCAACUCCAACCCGAAUCCAGUUCUACCCCAGUCCAGGUUUUAGUGAUAGGUAGCAUUGUGGCGCGCUGGUGAAACGCAAGCACGGAGUUCCGCUUACCAACAAAAAGGUUUGCGUCAGAGUGGAACUACAUACCUUAUGUGAACACUAAUUUAUUAAUCUUUAUUCGUAAGAUAACUGCUGAACAGAACAAGCUGGUUUGUGAUUAUUAUUGUCAUCCAAGGAGGAUUUUGUAUCGCAGUGAUACUGAGGGUGCCCUGCUGAGACUCCUUCCUCCGUUACCCUGCCUACUCCCCCCGGGACGCCAUGCACCGUGGUAGCGAACGGGACUUCCAGUCAUCAGCACGGAGGAUGGGCACCUCACUGCUUUUCCAGCUGUCGGCGCACGAACGGGAGCUCGACCUUGUGUGCCUCGACCAUAGCUAUGCCAAGCCAUGGAGUGCCCACCCAGAUGCUAGCAGUGCACGGCCUACACGCAUGCUUUUUGUCACCCCGCGUCGGCAGCAGGAAACUACCAUGGAGACUGACACUUCAAUUGAUGUGGAGACAGUCACACCUGCAGCUAUGCCCCUUUAUGACAACCAGAAGGCACGCAGUGUGAUGAACGAAUGCGAACGACAUGUAUUGUUUGCCCGCACGGCCGCUGAUGCCCCGCCGCCACCUGAUGAUUGGGAGGAGCACGUUAACAAGGUGGGCUGGUCCAUGGCUCAGAAUAAACUGUUCAACAAAGUGGUGAAGGCACUGCAGGCUGAGCGACAGGCCCGGCUGGCCAACGAGGGGGCAUGCAACGAGCCAGUGCUGCGGCGCAUCGCUGUGGACAAGUGUGCUCGGAAGGUGCGGCACGCGCUGGCUGCUGUCAGCUGGGACACCAAGCUCAUCCAGUGGCUCCAUGGAACCCUGGUAGAAUCGCUCAGCCUGGCCAUGCUAGCUGCCUACUUGGAUGUGCUGCAAACCCUCAAGAGCAAGGACGGUCCCAUACAGGUUCCCACGCUGAUUGACCGCAUGCUGCUGUCCUCCUCCGUGAAGACAGGUGCCACUGGAGCAGAGGCGCUCUCGCUCCUGCUUAAGCGGCCAUGGGACCCAGCUGUCGGGGUGCUCUCUCACAAUAAGCCGAGCAAGCUCCCCGGUUCCCCGCUGAUCCUGAUUACACCUUCAGGGCCCACAAGCCCUGCCUUCUCAACCUCCCGACGCCUGCGCUUCUGGCAAUCGCAGUUGUCCUGCUUGGGCAAGGUGAUCCCCAUCUCCACACACCUGGUAAACAGCGGAAGCAACGUGGGCAUUGCGCAGUGCCUCGAACACAUGAUUGGAGGUGUGCGUGCCAAAGUCCGUGAGGUCCACAGCCACUUCCCCCACAAACCCAUCAUCCUCGUGGGCUGGAACACUGGAGCGCUCAUUGCUUGUCAUGUGUCCCUCAUGGAGUACGUGACUGCGGUUGUCUGCCUAGGCUUCCCUCUUCUCACUAUCAAUGGUCCCAGGGGGGAUGUGGACGACCCUCUGCUGGACAUGAAGACCCCAGUGCUGUUUGUGAUUGGCCAGAAGGCCCUACAGUGCAGCACAGAAGCUAUGGAGGAAUUCCGGGAGCAGCUGCGGGCUGAUAACAGCAUGGUGAUAGUUGGGGGAGCCGACGACAACCUCCGAAUCAGUUCUGCAAAGAUGAAAGCUGAAGGAUUGACACAGACCAUGGUGGACCGCUGCAUUCAGGAUGAGAUUGCGGACUUCUUGACAGGGGUGUUGACACGCGCUGAGAAUCACAGCCAUAGCACCAUGGAGCCCCGCGACCUGGACACAGAGAAGAGGAAGAAGAAGAAGCAGCCGCGGGAGUCAAGGCGGGACACACCCUUCGAUCUGGAGAGGGGACGCUCUUCGCAGGCUUCACGGGUGCCCGUCUCCCCUUCAGGAUCAGAGGACUUGUCCAGUGUUUCCAGUAGCCCUGCCUCCAGCCCCAAACCACGUGCCUCAGGCCUCUCACCCGCACAGAAGUCCAACCUCAUCACUGCCACGCAGCUUCUAAAGACCCACAUGCAGCGCUCCGGGGGUCUUUUCACACACAGGCAGGCUCAAGCUCAGUUUGCUGCUUUUAUGAAGCAGAACCUGCUGGUGAGGAAGAGCAUCCCCACAGGUACCCCUCCUUGUCUGCUGGUGCCUGUCUCCAGUGAGCCAUCCGAGGGGCAUGACCGAGACGACCUGCGUGCCCACCUGAAGAGAAGGCAGACCCCUAGCCCGACGCACACCAAGACUUCCAAGAGAGCCAAGAUCAAAGUCACCAUCCUGUCCCAUGGAGAUGCAGCAGGGGGCACCAGUGUCGCUGCUGCACAGGACUCUGGAGCUCCAGGCAAGAUGCUCAGCAGUGCAGGACAGACUAUACCAGGUGCUAGAGAGCUCUCCGGGCUGCUCACAGCACAAAGGUCUGGAGGGUUCUCGGAGGUGCCCAGUGCCCUGAGCCCUGGAGCGUCGUUGGGCGGGACCCCGGGCUCCCAUCAUGGCCUGCUCCACACGCAGACCCCAGCAGCUGCCCAAGCACCCUCUGCCAGCAGCCUUCUCCAGGGCCUGAGCUUCAGCCUUCAGGAGAUAGUCACAAGGUCCCCCAGCCUGCCCUCUACAGCAGCCAGUGGCCUGGGUGGCAGUACGCAGGUUACAUACACCUGGAACAGGCCGGGAGCCUCCUCCGCACAGGGCCCGGCAGGAAAGACGCGCAUUCUGGGCUCCAUCGGCAGCACUGGCGGCAGUGGGGCCCUGGUUCGGGCUGUGCCGGUGGUCUCAGGAGGUGGUCCCGGGAGCACAAAGUCCACAGCCAUCCACCAGCUGCUCACCAAUGGCGGGCUGGCAAAGCUAGCGAGCAGCCUGCCUGGACUGGCCCACAUCUCAAACCAGGCCGGAGCUGGACUCAAGGCUCCCACCACCAUUACAGUUACUCUGCGGGGGCAGCCAAGCCGUCUGACCACUCUCAGCCAGGCAGGAGCUGGCAUGACCCUGGCCAAGCCCUCCGACUCACAGUGAUUGGCAGCCAUUCUGGAAACCUUGAGGACCCUGGAAAAGUGUAGCCACCAACCAGAAUGCUGAGUGGCGAAGGCACAGCAGCCCCACCUGGACCACUGCUACCAUCACCUUCUUCCUGCUGCCACAUCUUCAGACCUGGAGGGAGAAGAAGCCAGCAUAGGCUACCCCUGCUGUUCUCCAUUGGAGCCUAGAGUCAAAGAGGACAGACUUGCUACAGUGUUGUCUGAGGGUGCUCUAGAACCGUUUGUGUUGUUACAUGUCAAGUUCCUUGUCAUUUUUCUUUCUUUUCUGUUUGCUGAGUUGUGUGUGUGCGCUCGGGUAGCAGCAUCACUUGGGGGCAAGGAGGCUGUGCACUUAGCUCGUAUUUUCCAGCACUGUAUUAAAAAUACCAAGACAGCAUUUUUCUUGAUAAAAUAAAAUAAUCACUAAACCCA
Molecule: messenger RNA, 3558 nt
Organism: Scleropages formosus (Asian bonytongue)
Lineage: Eukaryota; Metazoa; Chordata; Actinopteri; Osteoglossiformes; Osteoglossidae
Gene: kansl3
Product: KAT8 regulatory NSL complex subunit 3
Exons: 22
Coding region: 434-3124 (896 amino acids)
Biological process (GO): positive regulation of transcription by RNA polymerase II
Cellular component (GO): NSL complex
Source: RefSeq, a predicted model, not a curated record